GCAACGAGAGGCGGCUCAAGUGACACAGCCAGCUGACUCCGGUAGAGGAAGACGCUGUGGCUGGGGCUGUUGCAGCCACUCUAGCCCGGCCGGGGACCGAGCCGCACGGUCAUCGUCAGAAUGUCGGGCAAAGACCGAAUUGAAAUCUUUCCGUCACGAAUGGCACAGACCAUCAUGAAGGCUCGGUUAAAAGGAGCACAGACAGGUCGAAACCUCCUGAAGAAAAAAUCUGAUGCCUUAACUCUUCGAUUUCGACAGAUCCUAAAGAAGAUAAUAGAGACUAAAAUGUUAAUGGGUGAGGUGAUGAGAGAAGCUGCCUUUUCACUCGCUGAGGCCAAAUUCACAGCCGGGGACUUUAGCACCACAGUUAUCCAAAAUGUAAAUAAAGCCCAAGUGAAGAUUCGAGCGAAGAAAGAUAAUGUAGCAGGUGUUACUUUGCCAGUAUUUGAACAUUACCAUGAGGGAACUGACAGUUAUGAACUAACUGGUUUAGCCAGAGGUGGGGAACAACUGGCUAAAUUAAAGAGGAAUUAUGCCAAAGCAGUGGAACUACUGGUAGAACUAGCUUCGCUGCAGACUUCCUUUGUUACUUUGGAUGAAGCUAUUAAGAUAACCAACAGGCGUGUCAAUGCCAUUGAACAUGUCAUCAUUCCCCGGAUUGAACGUACGCUUGCCUAUAUCAUCACAGAGCUGGAUGAGAGAGAGCGAGAAGAGUUCUAUAGGUUAAAGAAAAUACAGGAGAAGAAAAAGAUUCUCAAGGAAAAAUCGGAAAAGGACUUGGAGCAGCGGAGGGCAGCUGGAGAGGUGAUGGAGCCUGCUAAUCUUCUGGCUGAAGAGAAGGAUGAGGAUCUUCUGUUUGAAUAAUCUUGCCUGCUCUGGUUCUUUCAGAAGCCCUAACAUGGCACCAUUUUAAUUCACAGUGUGUAGGUUUGGUAUGUGAGGCUAUUUAUUUUUUUGGCUUAAGAAUUUCACUGGUUGUAAAAUUUCCCUGGAUGUCUGUCUAUGGGAUUGCCUUUGCAAAAUCAUAAUUCAGCAACCAUUUAUCACAGAAAAGAUUUGUAGAACCUACCCAAGAACUUAAAAAAUUUAUUUUGUAGACGUGUCACCCUACUCCCUUUACAUCUGUUACAAGUGAUGUGCUUACCAAGCAUAUUAGGAAAGCCCCAUUAGGAAAUGGCAGUAGUCUCAGGCCAGCACAUGGAGGCCAACUACUGCUGGAGCCCCUUUGUUCCUGCCCACUCGCACUCCUUGGCACUGUUACCUGAGAUUCUGCAGCCAUUCCUGUGUUCCUGUGGUACUUCUCUCCUCAAGCUUCAUGAAAACCUUCACUUAUUUUUCCAUGCAUGACAGGUCUCUGUCCUGUCUAUCAUGGGAGCAGUUCUGCCAAUUUAAAUGUGACUAUGGUAUAAACAGUAAAAUGAUUUAAAAAUGAA
Molecule: messenger RNA, 1433 nt
Organism: Diceros bicornis minor
Lineage: Eukaryota; Metazoa; Chordata; Mammalia; Perissodactyla; Rhinocerotidae
Gene: ATP6V1D
Product: ATPase H+ transporting V1 subunit D
Exons: 9
Coding region: 121-864 (247 amino acids)
Cellular component (GO): proton-transporting V-type ATPase complex
Molecular function (GO): proton-transporting ATPase activity, rotational mechanism
Source: RefSeq, a predicted model, not a curated record